Chelmon rostratus (copperband butterflyfish) is the source of this 1427-nucleotide messenger RNA. RefSeq lists its product as uncharacterized. The transcript is spliced from 8 exons. The record is from RefSeq and is a predicted model, not a curated record. NCBI's taxonomy places the organism in Eukaryota, Metazoa, Chordata, Actinopteri, Chaetodontiformes, Chaetodontidae. Gene Ontology annotation, cellular component: membrane. The coding region runs from base 100 to 945 and encodes 281 amino acids.
UGCAGGCCGACACACGUCUUCUGGCGUCACGUCGGCAGAAAACAAUCCUCCAACACACUUUCCCUGCAGUCGACACAACCACAGAGGCGCUGAGAGGAGAUGAGAGGAUACCGAACCAUCAAGUACACUUUGUUCAUCUUCUGCUACUUCUUCUGGGUUGUAAGCGCCGUCCUCACAGCGGUGGGGAUCUACGCCAAGAUCGCCAAGGAGAAAGAUGUGGUUGACACCCUGACAUUGGAUCCGGCUCUGCUGUUGAUUAUCGUUGGCUCGGUGAUGUUUCUCAUCACGUUCCUCGGAUGUUUCGGGGCGCUGCGUAACGCCACCUGCCUGCUGAAGAUGUUUCUGGGGAUUCUGGCAACCGUCCUCCUCCUACAGAUCGCUGCUGGAGUCGUGGGAUACCUCUUCACUGACUUGGUGAUGGAGAGGACGGGCAAGCUGAUGAUGAAGGCCAUUGUCCUCUACAGGGAGGAUCAGGACUUGGAGAACGCCAUUGACUUCAUCCAGAAGAAGUUUCAGUGCUGUGGAGUUGACAGCUAUAAGGACUGGUCCAGCAACGUCUACUUUGAGUGUUCGGACACCAACCCCAGUCUGGAGGCCUGCGGAGUUCCCUUCUCCUGCUGUGUUCACCUACAGAACCAGACGGUGCUCAACACCAUGUGUGGUUAUGGGAUGCAGCAGCUUGAGGAGCGUUCGGCCGGUCAGGACGUCUUCACCGUCGGCUGCCUGGAGCAGAUCAUCCGGUGGGCCAAAAACAACCUGCUGCUGGUGGCCGGUCUGACCGCCGGCCUGCUGCUGCUGGAGGUCUGCAUGAUCAGCCUGGCUGCUGUUCAAAUCUCCAGGAUAAAGAAAGUCCAACAACAACAGAAAGAAAAUCCACUGAGGGGCAUUUCAGAGAGGAAGGACAGCUUCUGGUAUCCUGCUUUUGCAGACUUCGAUGAUCAGUGACAUCAGCCUGUGAGAUCUGACGCUGAUCGUGGGGACGGAUGUGAAAAAAGGGAUGAAAAACAGCUGAAUGCUGCUCAGAUGGAGCGAGACAUGGUCUGCUCACACUGUGAAAUUACAGUCUUGAUAUUUUAGUCCCGUAUCUGAAGCUUUCAGAGUGUGAACAGCUGAAACAUCUGGCUCACCUCAGGAAGAGGCGAGGGCAGUUGAAUGCUACCUCAUGUAAAAGCAGCGUCACAUCCUUUAUCACAGGAAGUGAUUCUAAAGGAAAGUUAGCACUGCACAGCCCUUCAGCUGCACAUUUAGCACGAGUAAGACAUGCCAAGGAGUGUAGAAGAUUUAUUUUUAUACAUUAAAUAGCUCCUACUUGUAUAUGAACUAAAACUGAACAAUAUUUGCAGUUUUAUGUGCUGUGUAAACUGUGUACUUUGUGUAAUGAAUGUGUACAAUUAUCCUGAUGAAAAUAAAGCUUCAUAUAUUCCUCA